Messenger RNA from Haliotis rufescens (red abalone), 1400 nucleotides. Its product is annotated as three-prime repair exonuclease 1-like. The transcript is spliced from 2 exons. Gene Ontology annotation, molecular function: nucleic acid binding; 3'-5'-DNA exonuclease activity. NCBI's taxonomy places the organism in Eukaryota, Metazoa, Mollusca, Gastropoda, Lepetellida, Haliotidae. The record is from RefSeq and is a predicted model, not a curated record. Gene Ontology annotation, biological process: DNA catabolic process. The coding region runs from base 46 to 777 and encodes 243 amino acids. Gene Ontology annotation, cellular component: cytoplasm.
AUAGUUUUUGAUAUCCUUGCUACACUUUUAAAAUUCCGACGCAUUAUGGAAGAGGGGAGAUCGGAUGCCGACACACAAUGUCCCAUUCAAAGCUUUGUUAUUUUCGACACGGAGACAACAGGUCUCCCAAAACAGAAACCAAAAAUAACCGAGCUGUGUUUUCUUGGAGUCCGGCGAAAAGACCUCGGUACGAAAGAGGGCGUGGGUCCGCGAGUGAUGAACCAACUGCUUCUGUGUGUCAACCCCCGUAAACACAUAGAGCCUGAGGCUGCGUCCAUUACAGGUCUGGACAAUGAAGUCUUGGCGGACCAGAAGCCAUUCGACAAAGACAUGGUUCAGCUGAUAUCAAGCUUUCUCAGUCGUCUUGCUAAGCCAGUGUGCCUCGUUGCACACAACGGCGACCGCUUUGACUACCCCCUCCUUGUCACCGAGUUGCGUCAAGCGGACGCAGACCUACAAGACGACCUCCUCUGUGUGGACAGUCUGACGGCGUUCAAGAAACUCGAAAGUCAAGCGCCAUUCUCAAAGAUGUCAGCACACGAGGGACUUUCCCAAGGUGAUGCCGACUGUUUGUCGUCGAAAUCAACGCCAAAGAAACCAUCCUUUAAAUUGGAGGAAGUGUACAAGCGGUGUUUUGGAGAAGCGCCACCUAUCUGCCAUACAGCAGCAGACGAUUGUUUGACCUUGCUCAAGGUUGUGAGAGAAUUCUCUCCGGGGUUCUUGGAGUGGGCAGACGACCAAUCGAAUUUUUUCAGACAUAUCUCUCCAAUGUACUAACGUAUAUAUUGAUACACGCAGGUAUAAUCCCUUAACUUUAGUUAAUCUUUAAUCUUAAUAUUUUAAUUCUAUGUCAUUAAGGUAAGGAAUUACCUCGUACUGUUUCAUGCACGUGAAGUAACUUGUAUACUGAGGACAGGCUGAUGCCUCCACUGAGACCCAUUCAUAUCCACACAUUUACACAUACAAUACUUUUUAAUUUGAAGUUUACACAAUACACAGCUUUUCAAUUGGACGAAAGGUCGGUCACAUGACCGCGAAAUUGACGUUCAUAAGUGUCUUACGUUCAUACAGUUUGGCCCUUACUCUAUGAAGGUUCAUCCUCCAAUGAACUCACACAAAGUGAAAGUCAAUUUUUGAAUGUAUUUUACAUAGGUGUGUCAAUAGCGCAUAUAAAAGCAUUUGCACGUUUAAAGCUGCUAGGUGUAUUCACAGGCCCUUGUGUCGUUGCUUAAAUAUGUCGAGAUCAAUUAAUAUUGUCAGAAAUGUACUAUCUUAUUAUAUCUUAACACAAGGCCAGACAAUCCGUGCAACACCGCUCUCCUGAUAUGGCUGCUUCUGAAGUAAAAUCGCAAAUCAUGCAUAAGAACUUCACAUCUACCUUGUCUACAGCAGGGUGAUUA